AUGAUCUUUGGACUGCCAGAAAAGGCCUAUUGCAAAAUCUGGGACGUAGGCUCAAAAAAUAUGCCAAUGGGUAAUGCACGGAAUUACUAUUUUGAGGCUCAUCGUCUCUAUUCUCUGCUGAAAAAGAAUGACUGGCAGUACGUUGGUCCGUUCAGUUUAGCAAAAAAUGGAUUUUUCUACACCGGAGACGGAGACAACGUCAGAUGCGUAUUCUGCAAUUUGGAAGUGCGCGGCUGGGAAGAAGGAGACACGGCUGAUGGAGAACACCGGCGUUGGAACCCGAACUGUCCUUUUUUGCGCAACGAGCAAAGUGUCGGCAACGUCAAGAUCGGAAGCGAGCAGACUGAUUUGAAACACGAUGCCCUUGUUGCAAUAAUACCCAAAGGGGCUCAGUCAUACCCAGUGACACAACCUGCUCCAGUCAUGGACAAUCAGGGUGCUCAGCUGCCUGCUGCAGUCCCUCAGGAUGAGAUUAGAGCCCCUCAGGGUGAGAUUGGAGACCCUCAGGGUGAAGCUGUACAACAGCAAGAUCCUUAA
Messenger RNA from Cloeon dipterum, 537 nucleotides. Its product is annotated as death-associated inhibitor of apoptosis 2-like. The record is from RefSeq and is a predicted model, not a curated record. The coding region runs from base 1 to 537 and encodes 178 amino acids. The transcript has a single exon. NCBI's taxonomy places the organism in Eukaryota, Metazoa, Arthropoda, Insecta, Ephemeroptera, Baetidae. Gene Ontology annotation, cellular component: cytoplasm; nucleus.